Histoplasma mississippiense is the source of this 1125-nucleotide messenger RNA. RefSeq lists its product as hypothetical. The record is from RefSeq and is a predicted model, not a curated record. NCBI's taxonomy places the organism in Eukaryota, Fungi, Ascomycota, Eurotiomycetes, Onygenales, Ajellomycetaceae. The transcript is spliced from 3 exons. Bases 1 to 1125 code for a protein of 374 amino acids. Gene Ontology annotation, molecular function: heme binding; monooxygenase activity; oxidoreductase activity, acting on paired donors, with incorporation or reduction of molecular oxygen.
AUGGGCCUCCAAACUGCGGUGGUGGUUGUGAUCGCAGUCGGCUUUCUCCUGAUUCGAUACCUGAACAGAACCGAUAUUCCCAAGAUCGCCAAGCUGACCGAGAUACCGGGCAUUCCGAUAUUUGGGAGUCUCCUCCAGCUCGGCGAGGAGCACGCCAGGGUAGCCGCGGGAUGGGUGAAGAAGUAUGGCCCGGUUUUCCAGGUUCGAUUGGGGAACAAGAGAAUCGUCUUUGCGAAUACCUUCGACUCGGUCAAAUAUUUCUGGAUCACGCACCAAUCUGCGCUGAUCUCUCGCCCGACCCUACACACCUUUCACACUGUGGUCUCCAGCUCCCAGGGCUUUACCAUCGGCACAUCGCCCUGGGAUGAGUCGUGCAAGCGGAGGCGCAAGGCUGCUGCGACCGCUCUCAACCGUCCCGCGGUUCAAUCCUACAUGCCGAUCAUCGAUCUCGAGUCCAACGUUAGCAUCAGGGAGCUGUUCCACCACAGCAAGGGCGGCACCGUGGAUAUCGACCCCAAUGCCUACUUCCAGCGGUUUGCGCUGAAUACCAGCCUGACUCUGAAUUACGGCAUUCGCAUUGACGGAAGCAUCGACAACGAGCUGCUGAAGGAGAUCUGUCACGUCGAGCGCAUCGUGAGCAAUUUCAGGAGCACGAGCAACAACUGGCAGGACUACGUGCCGCUGCUGCGAUUGUGGCCGAGUCGGAACUCGGAGGCCAAGGAAUUCCGCAUCCGGAGGGAUAAGUACCUCACUCUCCUGCUCGACAUGUUGAGAGAGCGGAUCAAGAAUGGAACAGACAAACCUUGCAUCACGGGAAACAUUCUGAAGGACCCGGACGCGAAAUUAAAUGAAGCCGAGAUCAAAUCGAUCUGCCUUACCAUGGUUUCCGCUGGCCUCGACACCGUGCCCGGGAACAUAAUCAUGGGCAUCGCCUACCUCGCCUCGGACCACGGCCAACAGAUCCAAGCCCGUGCCUACGAUGAAAUCAUGAAGGUGUAUCCAAACGGAGAUGCCUGGGAAAAAUGCCUCGUUGAGGAGAAAGUCCCCUACAUCACCGCUCUGGUCAAGGAAAGUCCUCCGAUUCUUCACUGUCAUCCCGAUAUGUCUACCCCGCGUCAGCAUUAA